CAGCAGCAGCAGCGCGCGCCUCCCCUCCCCGCGCGCGCGCGCGGCCACGCCCACGCACGCACACGCACACGCCAAGGUAGCAAAGCGACCGAGAAGGAGGGGGAGAGACCGGCGGAGGCAGCCGGCGCCAUGGCGUCCAUGACGCUGGAGGACGUGAAGAACGAGACGGUGGACCUGGAGACCAUCCCGGUGCCGGAGGUCUUCAGCCACCUCAAGUGCAGCAAGCAGGGGCUGAGCGGCACCGAGGCGCAGAACCGGCUCGCCAUCUUCGGGCCCAACAAGCUGGAGGAGAAGACGGAGAACAAGCUGCUCAAGUUCCUCGGCUUCAUGUGGAACCCGCUGUCCUGGGUCAUGGAGGCCGCCGCCAUCAUGGCCAUCGUGCUCGCCAACGGCGGCGGCAAGCCCCCCGACUGGCAGGACUUCGUCGGCAUCGUCACCCUGCUCUUCAUCAACUCCACCAUCAGCUUCAUCGAGGAGAACAACGCCGGCAACGCCGCUGCCGCCCUCAUGGCCGGCCUCGCCCCCAAAACCAAGUGUCUGAGGGACGGCAAGUGGAGCGAGAUGGACGCCUCCUUCCUCGUACCCGGCGACAUUAUCAGCAUCAAGCUCGGGGACAUCAUCCCCGCCGACGCCAGGCUGCUCGAGGGCGACCCGCUCAAGGUCGACCAGGCCGCGCUCACCGGCGAGUCCAUGCCCGUGAACAAGCACUCCGGCCAGGGGGUUUUCUCCGGGUCGACGGUGAAGCAGGGCGAGAUCGAGGCCGUCGUCAUCGCCACCGGCGUGCACACCUUCUUCGGCAAGGCGGCGCACCUCGUCGACAGCACCAACAACGUCGGUCACUUCCAGCAGGUGCUCACCGCCAUCGGCAACUUCUGCAUCAUCUCCAUCGCCGCCGGGAUGCUGGUGGAGGUUGUCGUCAUGUACCCGAUCCAGCACCGCGCCUACCGCGACGGCAUCGACAACCUGCUCGUGCUCCUCAUCGGCGGCAUCCCCAUCGCCAUGCCCACCGUGCUCUCCGUCACCAUGGCCAUCGGCUCCCACCGGCUGUCCCAGCAGGGCGCCAUCACCAAGCGCAUGACCGCCAUCGAGGAGAUGGCCGGCAUGGACGUGCUGUGCAGCGACAAGACGGGCACGCUCACGCUCAACAAGCUCACCGUCGACAAGACGCUCAUCGAGGUGUACGGCAGAGGGAUAGACAAGGACACGGUGCUCCUCUACGCCGCCAGGGCGUCCCGCGUGGAGAACCAGGACGCCAUCGACACAUGCAUCGUCGGCAUGCUGGCCGACCCCAAGGAGGCCCGCGCCGGCAUCCAGGAGGUGCACUUCCUCCCCUUCAACCCCGUGGAGAAGCGCACGGCCAUCACCUACAUCGACGGCAACGGCGACUGGCACCGGAUCAGCAAGGGCGCGCCGGAGCAGAUCAUCGAGCUGUGCAGGAUGCCCAAGGAGGCCGAGAAGAGGGUCCACGGCCUGAUCGACCAGUACGCCGACCGGGGGCUGCGGUCGCUGGGCGUGUCGUACCAGCCGGUGCCGGCCAAGAACAAGGACAGCCCCGGCGAGCCGUGGCAGUUCGUGGGGCUGCUGCCGCUGUUCGACCCGCCCCGGCACGACAGCGCGGAGACGAUCCGGCGCGCGCUGCACCUGGGCGUGAACGUGAAGAUGAUCACCGGCGACCAGCUGGCCAUCGGCAAGGAGACGGCGCGGCGGCUGGGCAUGGGCACCAACAUGUACCCUUCCACGACGCUGCUGGGCGACAAGAGCACGGAGAUGAGCGGGCUCCCCAUCGACGAGCUGAUCGAGAAGGCGGACGGGUUCGCCGGGGUGUUCCCGGAGCACAAGUACGAGAUCGUGAAGCGGCUGCAGGACCGGAAGCACAUCUGCGGCAUGACCGGGGACGGCGUGAACGACGCGCCGGCGCUGAAGAAGGCGGACAUCGGGAUCGCGGUGGACGACGCGACGGACGCGGCGCGGUCGGCGUCGGACAUCGUGCUGACGGAGCCCGGGCUGAGCGUGAUCGUGAGCGCGGUGCUCACCAGCCGCGCAAUCUUCCAGCGGAUGAAGAACUACACCAUCUACGCCGUGUCCAUCACCAUCCGGAUCGUGGUCGGGUUCAUGCUGGUGGCGCUGCUGUGGAAGUUCGACUUUGCGCCCUUCAUGGUGCUCAUCAUCGCCAUCCUCAACGACGGCACCAUCAUGACCAUCUCCAAGGACCGCGUCAAGCCGUCGCCCACCCCCGACUCGUGGAAGCUCAAGGAGAUCUUCGCCACCGGCGUCGUCCUCGGCACCUACAUGGCCCUCGUCACCGUGCUCUUCUUCUACCUCGCCCACGACACCGAGUUCUUCCCGGAGACGUUCGGGGUGAGGUCGAUCCGGGAGAACGAGAAGGAGAUGAUGGCGGCGCUGUACCUGCAGGUGAGCAUCAUCAGCCAGGCGCUCAUCUUCGUGACGCGGUCGCGGAGCUGGUCGUUCGUGGAGCGGCCGGGGGCGCUGCUGGUGAUCGCCUUCUUCGUGGCGCAGCUGCUGGCGACGUGCAUCGCCGUGUACGCCAACUGGGAGUUCUGCAAGAUGCAGGGGAUCGGGUGGGGGUGGGGGCUCUCCAUCUGGGCCUUCACCGUCGUCACCUACAUCCCGCUCGACAUCCUCAAGUUCAUCAUCCGCUACGCCCUCAGCGGCAGGGCCUGGAACAACAUCAACAACAAGACGGCCUUCACCAACAAGAACGACUACGGCAAGGUGGAGAGGGAGGCGCAGUGGGCGACGGCGCAGAGGACGCUGCACGGCCUCAACCAGGGCAGCAACAACUCCGACCUCUUCGCCGACAACAAUGGCUACCGCGAGCUCUCGGAGAUCGCCGAGCAGGCCGCCAAGCGGGCGGAGGUGGCCAGGCUCAGGGAGCUGCACACGCUCAAGGGCCACGUCGAGUCGGUCGUCAAGCUCAAGGGGCUCGACAUUGAGACAAUAAACCAGAGCUACACGGUAUGAUCAUCGACGACGACCAACCUCGUCAACGGCGAUAGACAGGACAGGCAGCAAUAUCUACACCUUAAGUUUUUUUUUUUGCCCCCCUCUGCCUCCCGCCGAGAGGCGGAAGGCUUGGAGCGGGGAAGAUUGGUUCAGAUUUUCUCAGGGUUGUUAUUUUUCUAACCUAGAUGUUAAGAAGUUGUUGGUUAUAUUUGUAUUUUGCAGUGGGGAGGGGGAAGAAGAGUGCCCUCUCUUCAGUAUGUAUAGGAGUACGGUUUUGGGUUCUUCUUUUGCUUGUAAUCUGUAAGCUCUUCGAUCUUGUUGCACAGCCAAUGUUAGCUUGUUAUGUGAAAUAAACACUCAUUCAUACAAAGAAAGCCAAACUUGUACACUAGCAAUUUCAUCAAUAAAUAAUAAGGGAUCGACCACGCUCCUGGGGCGAUGUUCACCAGACCGCGGAGAUGAAAUUGCUUCGAAAUUGCUAGUAAACAGACUAGCCACAGAGCUAUCUAAAAGAACUCACAGAGGUCCAGAGAAAGCAAAUUUGCAACUCGGCUAAGCAUGCGCCGCUCACCGGACUGACAGUGAAACCAAGCAGCAUAUGCUGUACUAACACAGACAUGGCCUGUCCACUAACCACACAAGAAGGCCAAUGAAGUAAUGAUGACGGAUGAUUCUUAAUAGAAGAGCUCAAGAUGAAGGUUGGCAUUCACUUAACAAUCACAAUUAUGAACAGACAACAAUCAUGAACGAGCAAACCAAGGACACUUAAACAAUGCAAUACCAUACAUAUAAGCAGAUGAAUGCUCAGUAUAGGUAAGCAGGAACCCUAAACAAAAUCAGUUCGCUCCACGAAUGCUCAGAAAUAAGCACACGAAUUUGCAACAAUCCUCCAGCACCAUGAAGACCAUAUUUAAGAUACUAGCUAAUAACACUAUAAUUCAUAUUUUUGGUCACCAGCUGUAGGCACCAGGUUAGGAUUUCAAAACAGAACAUUCCACAAGGGAGGAUGUAGUUUGUACUGACUAGAGAAAGGCACGGCACUACGGCACAUUUGUCAAUGUGACAUUUCUCAGCAAAACAAAAACAAACCAACGUGACAUUUUAGUGUACGAAUUACUGGGCAUAGUAUUUAUAGUGGGGGUAGGGAAUUGAGUUGAUAACAUUCAAGUGAAAGCAUGGAUAAAACUAAAAGUUAACUCAAAACUGUAUAGCACACUCUGUAUCUACAGCAUGGCUAUACAGUACAUUCAGACUUGACAUGUAAACAGGAUACAAGACCUGGCCCUACUCAAAAUAUACUCCUCCCUUCCUAAAUAUGUGUCUUUACUCCCUCCGUUCCUAAAUAUGAGUCUUUUAGACGAUUCCACUAAUGGACUACAUGCGGAACAAAAUGAAUGAAUCCACAUUCUAAAGUAUGUCUAUAUACAUCUGCAUUUAGUCCCCUAAUGGAACCUCUAAAAAGACUUAUAUUUUGAAACGGAGGGAGUAUAAGCUAACUACUGUAAACACAUGCUGGUAUGGUAACCAAUCAUGCCAAAACAUGUAGGACAUGAAAUACUUGAGCCAGUUUCAGUACAAAUCAAUAAAACAAUCAUUAAAUCCAAUCUCUCUCACUCUCUAGGUAGGCUACCACAACAUAUCUCCAGAAAAAACACUACAACUACACAAACAUCAACUACGUACUACAAUUACUAUGCCCUUUGACCACUACAAUGGCACAAUACAAACAGAGGAACACAGAAAUAACCAGCAUCAGCACAACAUAGUUGACCACAUGGACCAAAAUUAAGUCAUGGAGACAAUUUAACAAGGGAGAGAUAUAGCAAAGGUUCUUUACUUGGCACAGCAUGGUAACAUCGGUACACCAGAGUACAAGCAAACCCUCUCAACAUGACGAAAUUCAUAACAAAAA
Molecule: messenger RNA, 4876 nt
Organism: Hordeum vulgare subsp. vulgare (domesticated barley)
Lineage: Eukaryota; Viridiplantae; Streptophyta; Magnoliopsida; Poales; Poaceae
Product: ATPase 8, plasma membrane-type-like
Exons: 3
Coding region: 130-2982 (950 amino acids)
Biological process (GO): proton export across plasma membrane; regulation of intracellular pH
Cellular component (GO): plasma membrane
Molecular function (GO): ATP binding; P-type proton-exporting transporter activity; ATP hydrolysis activity
Source: RefSeq, a predicted model, not a curated record